Aphanomyces invadans is the source of this 6133-nucleotide messenger RNA. RefSeq lists its product as hypothetical. The coding region runs from base 1 to 6075 and encodes 2024 amino acids. The record is from RefSeq and is a predicted model, not a curated record. The transcript is spliced from 5 exons. Lineage: Eukaryota; Oomycota; Saprolegniomycetes; Saprolegniales; Verrucalvaceae. Gene Ontology annotation, molecular function: calcium ion binding.
AUGACCAAGGCAUCUCGGUCUUCGUCCUCUGUCGUCGCCAUCGCGGCGACACUGUCGACGACGGCGUCGCUCCUGUGGCUCUACACCACCACGCCUGUUGGUACACACAACACAAACGACGACCUCGACUACCCUCGUCAUCGCGAUCUCUCGUGCCCUGAAGUAACAGCUCACAUCACGUCGGAUUGGUAUGCGGGGUCUCGCAUUGCCUUGAAGCUGUCGCAUAGCGUCGACGAUGCCUCCCUCGAGCUGCACACGACAAACUGGGCCAAAGUGUCGUCCGGGUACAUGCUUCACGUGGAGCCCAUGUCGCUAGACUCGACGGCGUUCUUGGCCAAUACUCUCGGCUCCGCGUCCACGUACGACUUGGUCGUGGACAAGCAAAAGUGGAAUGCCCCUGUGGGUGUGACAGCCGUGCGGGUUCACCUGCCGUCGCAAAGUUGCUCAUACGCUGUGACGCCCCCCUCGCGCUCAUCCUUCGAUGGGCGCAUCCUCGCAGAAGCCAACGACACGAAAUCGAUAGCUAACUCAUCCUUGGCGCCGUUGCCGUGUUCGUGGACGCAAGCCCGGCCAUUCUCAAUCGGAUUCAACCACUUAUGUGCGAUCAAUCCCCUCAAUGCCAUGUCGUGCUGGGGCCUCAACAGCUUUGGGCAAGCGACCGUCUCUCCCGCCACGUCUUUCGUCCAAGUGUCGGCGUACGAUUACCACACGUGCGCCAUCAACGCAACGGGCUUCCCCAUGUGUUGGGGGGCCAACUACACAGCACGGGCAAACGCCCCCGGCAGUGUUGUGACUCCGCCCGUAGAACCGUUUGCAUCUAUCUCAGCCGGAGCCCUCCACGCUUGUGGGAUCACCAUCACUGGCGCGCUGCGGUGCUGGGGUGCCAACGACUUCAACCAAUCCAGCCCCCCUGCAGGCCAGUACCUUUCCGUCUCGACAGGUUUCCGUCAUGCGUGUGCUGUUUCGUUCCCGGACCAGCGCCUCGCGUGCUGGGGCAACUGCGACAACGGCGAGUGCGACCCUCCCAACGCGACCGCCAAGUACACGCAAGUUUCUGCGGGCGACCGGUACACGUGUGCAGUGACGGUGGCGAACAACGCGUCGUGCUGGGGGCGCGACCUCCCCACGAUGAACUACACCGUUGUCCCACCCGGCCAAUACUCUUUUGUCGGGACCGCUAGGGCCGGCGCAUUCUCAUGCGGACUGCUCUUGAACGGAUCCGCUGUGUGUUGGGGGGAUCGAAUCGCAUACAUGGGGCUCACCCCGUCCGUGAACUUUACGCGCCUCGCGCUGGGCACCCGCCAAGUGUGCGGCGUGACAGCCAUCAACCCCGUGUCAAGCACAGGGGGAAAUCUACUGUGCUAUGGCGUGCUGUCGUCGAUGGCUCCCGCGGUCGGCUUCCGCCCAAAGUCGACAGGUUACUGCAUCCGUAACACAUCGACCUUGGACGACAGCCUGCAGACGACGGCCGACUCGGACGCCUUCAACGCAACGUUUUCCAAUGCGACGUGGAGUGGCGGCGACGUGAUCACAUUUCCGCCGCCGCCGGAAGACGAUCUUGGCGCGGGGCUCAACCUCACGUCGUACCAAUUCCGCAAGGUGGCUGCGGCCGGCAACAAGUUUUCGUGCGGCGUCGCAUCCACGGGGCAAGCGGUGUGCUGGGGGUCAACCAACUUGGGCGGGGCUGCAUCGACGAUCACAAACGCCGUCGACAUCACGGCGUCUCUCGUCUACGACCUCAUGUGUGCGCUGCGGGUGACCGGAUCGGUUACGUGCUCGUCGCUUGCGAUCGACACGACGGGAAACUUUAUUAGCGGCGCGUUCGCCGCCCCCCGCGACGCGUUCGUGAUGGUGUCGUCCAAAGGCAUGCACACGUGCAGCCUCAAGACAACCGGGCGCAUCAAGUGCUGGGGUUUCAACGACGACCGCCAGUUGAACGUCCCCGACUUAACCUACCUCUACGUCGCAGCGGGUGGCUUCCACACGUGCGCGAUCACGAGCAGGUACGAAACGCUGUGCUGGGGGCGCGACAGUGUCGGCCAAGUAUCUCGGGUGCCAGUCGGAAUCAAGCACCGGUUUGUGUCGUGCGGCCACCAGUUUUGCUGUGCGAUUCGACUCAACGACAUGGUGGAUUGCUGGGGAAGCAAUGACUUUGGCGAGUCGCGGCCGCCGACGAACGUCCCGGUGCUCCAGAUCGCGGCGGGGUGGGCCCAUACGUGUGCCGUCACCGUGACGUGGGGACUGCGGUGCUGGGGUGACAACAGCUUGGGGCAGGCGGUGCCGCCGGCCGGCAUGUUUUAUCACGUAUCGGCGGGCACGACGCACUCGUGCGCGACGGCCGUGAACGGGUCCGUCGUGUGCUGGGGCGACGUCGUUCGCAACCAACUCACGCCGACCGCCGCCAUGGCGCUUCCCAACACAGCGCUCACCACCGACGAAAUGGUCGAAGCGACCCAUCGCAACAAUUCCCGCUCGCGCAUGACGUGCUCCAACUUGUCGUGGGGCAUCGCGUACAGCUCCAACCUGUGCGCCAACCCCAAGACAUUCAGUGGAUGCGUCCCCCCCAGCACGUACGCCGGUGCCGUCGCCCGUUGCAGAGAUUUGGGAGGCCGUGUCCCGACGGUGGCAGAGUCCAGAGCUGGGUGGCUCAAGGCGGCGCUGUGCGACUUUUCGGACGGGUGGACGUGGACGAGCACGACGUGCCUCAUGACGUCCGGCCAGAGUGGAUUCAUUAUCGUGUCCGAUUCGACGCAGGCGCAGUCGUGUGUGCUCGACACGAUGUCCACCGCGUUCCCCAUUUGCAUCAGCGAACGAGAGUUCACGUCGUGUAGCCUUAGCAGUCGCUGCUCCCAAGUGUGCGUGGGCCAGGCCGAAUCCCAGUACGCAUGCACGUGCGACGCCGGGUUCACUCUUGGCAGCGACGGCAUGUCGUGCUUCCCGACCGUCCUCUUGCGGUCCGCUUCCACAUGCAAGCAACUGAACCGACCCAUGCUGUCAUCGUCGCCCAUCUGUAGCCUUAGCACGGGGUGUACCCAUCGGAUGACGUAUGCCGAUGCACGAACGUACUGUCGCGCCCGAGGCACACGCCUGCCGCUGCGGCAAGAAGUCGUGGGAAAGGCCGACUUUCCCUUUGCAUGCGCUCGGGAUGUGGCCAUAUGGACCAACACGGCGUGCGCCAAUGGCUUCAAUCCCGGCUUCAUCGCGACGACGGGCGAGUCAGAAGCGUGUAGGGCCACCACGGAGCUCGCGACGGUCGUGUGCGUGGCCGAUCCAGACAUUGACGAGUGCGAGCUUGGCAUGCACACGUGCACGGAAAAGUGCUGGAACACCGAGGGGUCGUACACGUGCACGUGCGACGACGCCAGAACUUUGGUCGCAGUGGCCACAGGUGGUGCCACGUGCCAGCAACCACCGUCGUCUGCAGACAACACGAUGGAGGCCAUCACGUCCGCCCAAGGAGACACCGUCGUGGCGCCAGCGACUCCACCACGCCAAGCGACGUCGGCAAGAUCUUGUCGACAGCUGCAGUGGACAGAUUUACAGACGGACCGUGCGAUCUGCUCGAGUUCGCGCACGACGCCGGGCAACCCGCCCUGCCCCGGCGCGGUCAACUACACGGUUGCGCUUCAGUACUGUGCGAACCGUGGGGCGCGCCUCCCCCUCUUGAGCGAGUUGCGAUCUUCCUUGGACGUGCUGGUGCGCUCCAACGAAUGCGGGUACGGCCAGCAACUCGUGUGGACAUCGACUUCGUGUUCGCGGGACCAACAGCCCACGAUCGGAGUGGCAGCUGCAGGCGGCGGCCCUCAGCUCCUCGACAAGGUCAUGUGCUUGACAACAUCGACGCAAACCGCGUUUCCAGUAUGCGUGGCCGACAAAAUGGUCGUGGGGUCGUGCGCAGCCGUGGGCAACGCCAUGUGCAGUGAAGGUUGCGUCGACUUGGCGGAUGGAUUUCGAUGUGAAUGCGGACCGUCGCAACGGCUCGAUGCGGACGGCGUCACAUGCACUAACGUGCCGCCCACCACGUCGCCCUUUGCGUGCGAUGGGAUUCCGCUGCCGUGGACAUUCUCCGAUCAAAACAACGCGACAGUGCCGUGCGCACGAUCCUUUGGCACCACUCCAUCCGCGUGCUCGGGGCGCCUCACGUUUGCCCAGGCGCAGACGUGGUGCGGCUCACUCGGCGGCCGGCUCCCGACGGCGAGCGAAGUUGCGGCCGACGUCACCCUCGGUUCGGGCUGCAAGUACGACUACAGUGAAGUGUGGACGUCGACGCCGUGCUUCGACUCGACAGGGCAGGUGCAGGGGGCGGUCACGUCUGGCGGAUCCAGCAUUGGGCUUUCGUUUGCCCCGCCGUCGUGCUCUAGUCGGUCCAGUGCCCUGUCGACGGCAUUUGUCCGGUGCGUUCGAGACCGCGGCGCCACCACGUCCAGGCGAUGCACUCCCAACUCGUGUUCCCAACUGUGCAUCAAUCAAGGAUUCGGCUACGCGUGCACGUGCUACGACGGGUUUCGACUCCAACCUGACGGCAAGACGUGUAGUCCGGCGCAGCUCGCGCCGCCUUCCACAGGUACAUGCACCCGACUCAACUGGAACACGGUGUCGGCCAACUCGACAUGCGCCAAAAUCGAAGGCAACUGCGCCGGAAAGGCCAGGGUCCCCAUGGCGCUGGCAAAUGCGUCGUGUACGCAGCAAGGAGCGCGGCUACCGACGUUGGCGGAAGUCAUGCAAGGCGCCACGAUCGCUUCCACGUGCGGCGAGACGCGCAUCUGGACGUCGACUCGCUGCAUGUUUGUUCAGGAUGGCCUGUCAGAGCCAGCCAUGACGGACGGAUGGAUCACGGUCACGAGCAGCCGAAAACACCCCGUCUGCGUGCCAGCGAAUGCUUCGUACACGCCAGCGUGUAUUGCGGACGCCACGCCGCUUCCCAUCUGCCUGGACAAAUGUUUCCAAGAUCAGCAAUGCCUCGUUGUCGCGGGCACAAACGUCACCAGUUGUGUGUGCAACCCCGGCUUGGCCAUCGACAGCACCGGGGCGUGCCAACCAUCCAUUUCGGCGCUCUCGACGGCCACAUGUUCCGACUUGAGCUGGGGUGUCGACUCGAAAAGUGGUUUGUGUGCCAGUCAACGGCUGGGGGCCAUCGCACCCGACUGGAUUGCGUCCUACCUCCAACUGCUUUCCAAGAGCGUCCAGAACGGCCUUCGCCUUUGCCUGCCACCGUCAUCAUGGACCGCCGCGGCGGCGCAGUGCGACGCCCAGUCGUCGCGCCUCCCGACUCUGUUUGAAAUUCGCGCCGGGCUCUGGUCGGCGUACUCGUGCUCGACCUUUAGCGGCCAACGGGUGUGGACAUCCACGCCUUGUCGCAACUCGACGACGGGGGCCAUGGGGUACAUCGCGACCGGCUUGUCAUCGUCGUCUUGGGGGGUGAACAAAGAGAUCUGCCUCUCUCCAGCGUCAUCGUUCGCGAUGGUCCAGUGCGCCGCUGACAGUGCCGUCGAUCCGUGCACCGCGGGCAUGCACACGUGCGCCCACAUGUGUAUCAGCCAAGGGGGAGCGUUUGCCUGCGCUUGCAACGACGGUUUUCGUCUGGGCGAGAACGGGAGCUGCUCUCCCGCCGUCAGUGUCCGGACUCCGGCGACGUGUGCUGGGCUGCAAUGGCCCAGGCGUGCCGGCAUGUCCAUCUGCACGAGUGGUCUCGUCGCCCGCGUCCUCUACGACGGCAACGGCACCGAGGUCGUGAAUCCAUCUCUCCCGUACGUUCGCGAAGUGUGGACUUGCUCUGGCGCUGUCACGUACGAUGCAGCGGUGGCGCUUUGUGACAACUUGCGGGCGCGGCUCCCGACCAUGUCGGAGCUCUUCAGCAACAGCGUGGCGAGUGCUGGAUGCGCCGACAACGUCGACGUGUGGACUCAAACGACGUGCCGCCCGUCUGGGGGUGGGGACCGCAACGCAGUGCAUCGCGUCAAGGGCGCCGGGGCCACGUCCUUGCUCCACGCGUUUCCACGAUCAUGCGUCGCAACGACCGCCGUCAGCGGCACGUCCCCCGUCCUCGCGCAUGUUCGGUGUGUCGCGAAUGUGUAAUAAUCGUCUUCAUCUCAACAAUAUCAAUCUAAGCUAUGUGGAAUGGGUCCGAGCCCAG